Molecule: messenger RNA, 1668 nt
Organism: Gracilinanus agilis (Agile Gracile Mouse Opossum)
Lineage: Eukaryota; Metazoa; Chordata; Mammalia; Didelphimorphia; Didelphidae
Product: alcohol dehydrogenase class-3
Exons: 9
Coding region: 76-1200 (374 amino acids)
Biological process (GO): formaldehyde catabolic process
Cellular component (GO): cytosol
Molecular function (GO): S-(hydroxymethyl)glutathione dehydrogenase [NAD(P)+] activity; zinc ion binding
Source: RefSeq, a predicted model, not a curated record
ACCAUCUCUGCCCAUCUGUGCUACCGCUAGCCUUGGGCACCCAGCUGAGUUCAGCUACUCGGACAGCCGGAGGACAUGGCGGGCCAGGUUAUAAAGUGCAAGGCUGCUGUGGCCUGGGAGGCUGGCAAACCUCUUUCAAUAGAGGAAAUCGAGGUGGCACCCCCAAAAGCUCAUGAAAUUCGAAUUAAGAUUAUCGCCACUGCUGUUUGCCAUACCGAUGCGUAUACUCUGAGUGGGGCAGACCCCGAAGGAUGUUUUCCCGUGAUUUUGGGACAUGAGGGAGCUGGAAUCGUGGAGAGUGUUGGUGAAGGAGUGACUAAGCUUAAAGCAGGUGACACUGUCAUCCCGCUUUAUAUCCCACAAUGUGGAGAAUGCAAAUUUUGCAAGAAUCCCAAAACAAACCUUUGCCAGAAAAUAAGAAUUACCCAAGGGAAAGGAUUAAUGCCCGAUAAUACCAGCCGGUUUACCUGCAAAGGGAAGCAAAUUUUUCAUUUCAUGGGGACCAGCACAUUUUCUGAAUACACCGUUGUGGCUGAUAUUUCUGUUGCUAAAAUUGAUCCUUUAGCACCCCUGGACAAAGUUUGCCUGCUUGGUUGUGGCAUUUCAACUGGUUAUGGUGCCGCUGUCAACACUGCCAAGGUGGAGCCCGGCUCCACAUGUGCCGUCUUUGGCCUGGGAGGCGUAGGCUUGGCCGUAAUCAUGGGCUGCAAGGUGGCGGGAGCUUCCCGCAUCAUCGGAGUGGACAUCAACAAGGACAAAUUUGCAAAGGCCAAGGAGUUUGGAGCUACUGAGUGUAUUAACCCUAAAGAUUUCAAGAAGCCCAUCCAAGAAGUGCUGGUGGAAAUGACUGAUGGUGGAGUAGACUUUUCUUUCGAGUGUAUCGGUAAUGUUGGAGUCAUGCGAGCUGCCCUGGAAGCCUGCCACAAAGGAUGGGGAGUCAGUGUGGUGGUUGGAGUGGCUGCUUCAGGUCAGGAGAUCUCCACUCGUCCAUUUCAGCUGGUCACAGGACGUACAUGGAAAGGGACAGCCUUUGGAGGAUGGAAGAGUGUAGAAAGUGUUCCAAAGCUGGUGUCUGAAUACAUGUCCAAGAAGAUCAAAGUGGAUGAAUUUGUGACUCACAACAUGCCUUUUGAUCAAAUUAAUGAAGCCUUUGAGUUGAUGCACACAGGAAAGAGCAUUCGAAGUGUGUUGAAGCUGUAAAUUUGAAAGCAGAAAUUGAUCCCUGAGCUCCCCAUGGCUCCCUUUCUCUUGAAGCCAAGGAUUUCCCAGCCCUUCAACCUGCCGUAGUCAUCGGAUCUUAUGAAAAAUGGUUAUAUGUAAUUCAGGAUGUUGCUGUUGAAUGCUGUAGGGUCACAGAUCUCUUUUCUAAUUGCUACCGAGAUUGUUUCUGAUCUAAUUGUAUAAUUAGAUAGAUUAUAUCUUCAAGAUAAAAAGUAAUUUCUACACAGUUAUGUUCAAGUUUGGCUUUUAUUCUCCAAUUUUUUUUGCCUAGAAGAGGUAUAUGAAGGGAGGAAGUUGGAAGACCUGCAUUCAAGUUUUGCUGUUAACUCAAAGACAAAUACGCAAAUCAUUGAUGAAAGUCCAAAUUAGCUCAUUAUUUUCUACUAAGAACUUAGCUUUAACAACUAAUGAUAUAAAAAAAGAUCAAUAAAGAUUCAUUUUUAAAAA